Messenger RNA from Penicillium maclennaniae, 3225 nucleotides. RefSeq names its product putative PHD finger domain protein. The record is from RefSeq and is a predicted model, not a curated record. Gene Ontology annotation, biological process: regulation of transcription by RNA polymerase II. Lineage: Eukaryota; Fungi; Ascomycota; Eurotiomycetes; Eurotiales; Aspergillaceae. Bases 1 to 3225 code for a protein of 1074 amino acids. The transcript is spliced from 2 exons.
AUGGCGCCGAUGUCCCGACACUCUUUCUCCGGUAGAUCAUCCAGAGCUCAACCCAAGUCAGCUUUGAAAUCAUCGCGCCACGCCGUCGAUUCGCCUGAAGGCCCUCCUUUCAAAAAGCGCAAGUACGUACCCGGCGGACCUGGGGGAGGUGGGCGUUUCAUAGAUGUCGACGCUUCCCAAGAGACAACACCCAAGAAAAAACACAACAUUCCAAGGCGACACUCCACAAGCGCACGCAGUCGCCCCAUCCGCGAAAUCGAACAAUCAAUGCAGGCCCCUCCACCACCACCGCCGCCUGUACCAUCGACGCCGCCCUCUGUGACGCGUCCUCGACGUGAUAAGAGUCAGAACCGGGGUCGCUUUCCUUCUUCUACGGCUGCCGCGUUGGCGUUACAACAGGGGGAUGGUUACAAACCGAGAGAAGAGCGAGGAUGGGAGGAGUUCCAUCCCGACUUGGACAUCGACGGCAAGCUCGCCGUGUUUACUUCUGAAGAGGUCGACACUGUUGAGCCUAUCGCCAAUAUGUUAGGCCUUGAGUCUCUUAAUGGUAUAAGCACGGACAGUAGCACAGGAACACCUGUUGGCUAUCCUUCAGAACUGAUAUCGCCCGCUCCAUUCAAGCGCAGGCCCGGGCGUCCUCCGCGCCGCCCUGAAGCCAUCCUCAACGCUCUUUUUCAUCAAGGUCCCAAAAUCAUUCCUCCGCCGGGGCCAAACCCCCGCGAGAGACUGACAUUGCCGAAGCCAUCCUUCCGGCUUAAGGACCCUUUCACUUUCUAUGAGAACAAGAGCAUUGGCCAGCAGAACUAUGUCGAUCGAACAAUGGCCAGCGUUGGCUAUCAGGAAAGUGACCUUUUCCUUCGUCAUGACCGGCGCUUCAUUCGCAUGACCGAAGGUGCACAAGAAGACGAUAUGGACGUAAUACAGCCUACCGCGAUUGACGGCGAUGUCAAUGCGACGACUGGACGGGUCGAAUACGACAUGGAUGAGCAGGAUGAAAAAUGGCUGGAAGAUUACAAUGUAAAACGUCGAGGUGACCAGCUUGAGCCCAUCAAACCGGCCAUAUUCGAGAUCACCAUGACCAAAAUCGAAAAAGAAUGGCAUGCUCUCGAGAAGCGAAUCCCAAAACCGAAUCCCAAACCGCCUCAGACACACCGACCACGGUCCAGCUCCGCAGCCGCCGUUAAUGGCGAAACGGCUGGGGCUGGGGAAGAUCAAGAUAGUAAGUGUGCUAUCUGUGAUGAUGGCGAUUGCGAGAACGCAAACGCCAUUGUUUUCUGCGAUGGCUGUGACUUGGCGGUCCACCAAGAGUGUUAUGGUGUUCCAUUCAUUCCCGAAGGUCAGUGGCUGUGCCGCAAGUGUCAGCUGUUGGGAAGAGGCACCACGAAUUGUAUAUUUUGUCCAAACACCGAGGGCGCGUUCAAGCAGACCACCUCCUCUAAGUGGGCGCAUCUUCUCUGUUCCAUCUGGAUUCCCGAGGUCUCCAUUGGUAAUCCAUCACUUAUGGAACCGGUCACCGAUGUUGAAAAGGUACCGCGCAGUCGCUGGAAGCUCAACUGUUAUAUCUGCAAGCAGAGAAUGGGCGCUUCGAUUCAGUGCAGCAACAAGAAUUGCUUUGUUGCGUUUCACCCCUCAUGCGCACGGAGGGCUCAGUUGUAUCUGAAGAUGAAGGCUGGCCACGGGCUCAUGGACUCCCAUCUACUCAAAGCGUUCUGUGACAAACACGUUCCGCCAGACUGGCGAUUGGAACAUGGGACGGACCAGGCAACCGCCGACGCAAUUGAGUACUACCGGGAUGCCAUGUACGGCCGACGGUGGGGCGAUAGUCAGGCAGCGGCUCUUCAAAUGGGUCCCUCCGAGGUGGAAGUUGGACAGGAAGAACAGACUCUUACCCCUCGCAUUACUUUGACUGUGGGUGGGAAUAAACGCAAGCGUGUUCCCAAAACGAUCUGGAAGCUUCCCUCUGGCGCACCGGUCAUCCCCCAGGUAGUUUUGACCUCCGUUAUCGCGGCACUUCAGCGAUUCACCGUCCGUCAUCGAAAGCAAUAUGCGGAGGACGCGUGCAAGUACUGGACACUCAAACGUGAGGCACGACGAGGUGCUGCCCCACUUAAGAGACUCCAGCUGCAGCUAGAAACCUUCUCAUCGAUGGAGAUGACACGAAGAGAUUAUGUGGCAAUGGGUGUCACCGGUCACAAGCGCUUGACACGCCGUAUUGAGUUUGGAGAACGGCUCUACAAAGACCUUGAUCGACUAAGGAUGCUUUGCGAUGAGGUGAAGAAACGCGAAAGGGAGAAGUUGAAGGAUGCCGAGAUGCUUCGUAGCAUAGUGGACAUUGUCUACUUCCCAACGUUCCCCAUGCUCUGGCCUAUCUUUGAGAAAGCGCAACUUUUGGACAGUAGAGGCACAUUCGCGGGAGGUUUACACUGUAUACGGAAAAGACUCGAGGAACGAUUUUAUCCAUCUGUCGCCUCAUUCUCUGCCGACCUGGCCAGUCUUUUCACUUCUGAGAUUGGCGUUGAGUCAGCGGGAGGCACAGCUGAGCUCCAAGAACAGAUAUCUGGCCGUGCCUCCGGUCUUAGCAUUGAGCAGCGUGAGAAACGGAAACUGGCGAAGCGAAUCAUCAAGGCCAUUCAGCCAGCUUUGGAAGACGCCAUUCGAAAGGAGAGCGAGCUAAACCGCAAGCCUUUUGAGAAGGAGCUUAAGGAGCUUGACAUGAUUUUGGACAAUAGUUUGAUGUCUCGUCGUGAUUCUAUCGAUGUGGAAGGUGACACCGGAAUGGACAUUGCUCAGCCUGAUGCUAUGGAACGUAUUAAAGAGGCUGGCGAUGCGCCCAAUGGUGCUGUCUCUAGUCAGGAAGUCGCACGUGAAGAAGGCAGUGACAACGACCCUACCUCCGAAGAAGGUAUCAAACCAAACAUCAACACAACCUUCAAUCGACACCCGACUCCGGAGUUGACUGAAGAGGAUCAGCAGCUGCCUCUAGCUCGUGGCGGUAUUCAAUGGUACAUGCAACCCUUCGACCCUGUCGGUACGACCAUUCACGAGGAACGCUGGACCGGACGAGAUGUGAUGCGUGGCAUGAGCGAGGAGCUGAGUGAAUUGGAUGAGGAUGAAUUGCAAGAUCUGGUGGAUGAUGUACCGGGCGCGGAUGUGGACUCUACAAAGACAGCUGAUGCAGGCAAGAGCAAGCAGAACGUCCGCCGAACCCGUCGCGGGCGCAAAUAA